Peromyscus californicus insignis is the source of this 2608-nucleotide messenger RNA. RefSeq names its product mitochondrial ribosomal protein L33 (gene Mrpl33). NCBI's taxonomy places the organism in Eukaryota, Metazoa, Chordata, Mammalia, Rodentia, Cricetidae. The transcript is spliced from 4 exons. Bases 76 to 330 code for a protein of 84 amino acids. Gene Ontology annotation, molecular function: structural constituent of ribosome. Gene Ontology annotation, biological process: translation. The record is from RefSeq and is a predicted model, not a curated record. Gene Ontology annotation, cellular component: ribosome; mitochondrion.
GCGGCUCGUGCCCCGGAAGCAGUUGUUCCGCUAGCUCUUGAGGCCGGCCUGGGACAGAGUCCCGGGACCGACGCCAUGCUGCUUUCGGCCGUCUCUUUUGCCAAGAGCAAGUCAAAGACCAUUCUGGUGAGGCUGGUGAGCCAAGCUGGGACAGGUUUCUCCUUCAACCACAAGAGAAGCCGACUCCGAGAAAAGCUGACUCUUCUGCAUUAUGAUCCAAUCGGUCCUAAGUCAACCCCUAGCACAGCCCUGCAGCCACAGACCAACCAGAUCGGAAGAGAAGAGUUAGGACCUCUCCUGCCGUCGGCCCAGCAUUCAGAGCUCCGCUGAUGUCCUUGUUCUGCCUCUUAGCUAUUUUUAUUUAUGGUUUCAGUAUGGCACACAGUGGGCGGAUGCUGCCCUGCGCUGUGGCCCUGUGACCCGAGCCUCUGCGUCCAGGUGUCCCUGUGCUUGAGGGAGUAAGCUCUGACUUCUCCCUGAGGUCUGACUUUUUUAUCCCUCUUUUCUUUUUUAAUUUUGAAACAGGGUCUCAUUGUAUGUCCUUGGCUGGCCUGGGACUCAGAUCCACCUGCCUCUGUCUCCCUUUGGGAUUACAAUGCCCAAUCUGUUUCUGUUUUUUUGGGUGGGGUGGGGUAGGGAGCAUCAUGUCCCGUGUAGCCCAAGGUGGCCUUGAACUUGAACUCCUGUUCCUGCCGUCAGAGUGCUGGGAUUAUAGGCAUUCACCACAUUUGCUCUGAUCUCCAGGUCUCCAGGUUCGUAAGCGUUACUGGGUUUUCACAUGCUCAUCACAUUUAAUACAGGGUACACUACUGUAUUAAAUUAGGGUCUCUAUAUAAACUGCAGUGCUUGCCACUGCCCUGUGCACUUAACUCUUAAUUAAAGGAAUAAAUACAGAGAAUAAAGGAAUUUUAAUGUUUAAAGCCUUGUUCUAUUUGUUGCUGUUUUUUGAGACAGAGUCUCUGUGUAUCACUGGCUGGCCUGGAACUUGGUAUUAGACCAGGCUGGCCUGGAACCCACAGAGAUCCACCUCCUCCCGCCCCGCCCCCGCCCCGAGUGCUGGGAUUACAGGUGUGUACACCUUGACCAGUUUAAGGCCUGUCUAAUAAUCAGUGACUUCUGGACAUGGCCAUUUAAUAACUCCUGAUUGCUUCUCAGAGCAUGAAGAUAUUCUCUCAUGUCAGUGAUUCGAACUAUGUGAACAGUACCCCUUAUAUAAUGUCUGUGUAUUUUAUUAAUUUAGUGCAUUUCUCUCGACUGGUUAAUGGUGCUUAAGUUCAGCUGUCUAGAGAAUUAAAAAAAAAUAGUUGAAUUCCUGCUUCUGAACUGGAAUUAGGAUAGAGGUGAGAUUUUUAUUUCAUUAUUUUGUUUUUGUAAGGGUGAUUUGGCUGCCUGUAUGUCCAUGUAACACGAGUGUACCUGGUGUUUGCAGAGACUAGAGGAGGAUGUCAGAUGUCCUGGAACUGGAGUUAUGGAUGGUUGUUAGCUAGCAUGUAGGUGCUGGGAAUUGAACCUGGGUCCUUUGCAAAGGCAACCAGUGCUCAUAACCACUGAGCUUUUCUUCUGCCUGCAGCAAUGUAUUUUAAUAAGUUCUCUAGCUAAUUCUUAAUCAUGGUUUGGAAAUUUAAUAAGGGAUAUAUCCAUUUUCAUUGUAGAAGAAGAGAAAAAAAAAGUUGAAAUGCCUGUAUGGUCAGGAUCAGUGAGGAGUUGUGAGGUCGCACGGUCUUUUGGCCUCCUGGGUUUCCUUUGGCUAUCUAUCUUGUUUUCUGGUAAAAGAGAAUCAGGUCAGGCGUGUGUGUGUGUGUGUGUGUGUGUGUGUGUGUGUGUGUGUGUGUGUGUGUGUGUAUGUGUGUGUAUGUGUAUGUGUAUGUAUGGUAGGGUUGCCUGGAGGCUGGUGGUGGAUUUUAGGACACUGGGGCCUGUGAAAGCCUCAUUGGUGUGUGUGUGUGUGUGUGUGUGUGUGUGUGUGUGUGUGUGUGUGUGUGGUAGGGUUGCCUGGAGGCUGGUGGUGGAUUUUAGGACACGGGGGGCCUAUGAAAGCCUCGUCUCUCACCAAGGCAGGCAGGUAGCACUUUUGUUUUGGGGACCUACUCUGUGAAUUACAGUAUUGAGGUUUGGCUCUAGUGCCGCAUUGUUGAUCUGGACCAUUCCUAUUUGGGUGUGCAGCCGUCUCUACACAGUAGAGGUGUGUGGAAUUUGCCCUCCCUUCUGACUACGUUCCUCUGUGGACUGCUCAGCUCUCAGUGCUGUUCUGGAGCCCUGUGCCCGGCCAGUUGUUGCUUACCCACUAUGAGAGUGGACCCUGAGUCAGAGUUUGCCACGUUUAUCCCCAGUAUCUCACAGUGAUUGAGAUAAUGACUUCGCGGCCUGUCAGGACAGUGCUCAUUGGCUGGUGACCUUCCCUGGGCUUCUUCCCCGUUUCUGUCUGUCUUCUCUGGCCUCAGCUGGGUUUGACAUCGCUCAUCCUCAUGUCAAAGGAAUAGUAACACAAGGGAAAAGGAGAGGACUGGGGCAUGAUUGAUGUGUGUGUGGAUGAAAUGAUGGCACUUCCUAGUUUUCUGCUACAACCCCUUUUUCUUGCCUCGCAGUGAACAAAAAAGUUCUCUUCGUG